Molecule: messenger RNA, 549 nt
Organism: Ostrinia nubilalis (European corn borer)
Lineage: Eukaryota; Metazoa; Arthropoda; Insecta; Lepidoptera; Crambidae
Exons: 3
Coding region: 196-549 (117 amino acids)
Source: RefSeq, a predicted model, not a curated record
CUGUCGUCGCUGGGGACUGCGCCGGCGCCCCCUGGCGGCCGCUGCGACCAACUGGAGCGGCCGUACCACAGCCUCACUAAAAAGCGAAAGGAGCCAUGCCGCGAAGCGUGGCGCCGGAGCUGGGGCUCCGCAGCGAGCGGCGGCAGCGCCGGAGACGACCUGUGGCCGUUACUGCAGCACCACUACGACUACAUCAUGGACAACCAGAUCAUCGACACCUGCAAGGAAGCAAACGGCGAAUUGCUAUCACACAAUUCGUCAGCUUUACACCACGGGCCGCGGCUGCUGAACCCGACGUCAGGAUUCAACCGGCAGUGGUCGCUGUCGCAGCUGCUCGCGGAGUUCGGCGAGCUGUGCCAGUGGCUCACGCACGUGCAGGAGGAGAUCUACUCUAGUCCCGAGAACCUGUCCAGCAGGAAGCUUAGAAUGGUGAGAACAAAAACUUCUACCUGCUUUAGGAAAGGAACCUAUGUAGAUGCUCCAGAAAACUCUAAGAACGCUAGGAGAAGAUCCAUUCUAGUUCUAGAAAUUGAUCCAGAAGGAAGCUGA